Messenger RNA from Lethenteron reissneri (Far Eastern brook lamprey), 4067 nucleotides. It is a transcript of the gene SACM1L, whose product is annotated as SAC1 like phosphatidylinositide phosphatase. Gene Ontology annotation, cellular component: endoplasmic reticulum. Gene Ontology annotation, biological process: phosphatidylinositol dephosphorylation. Gene Ontology annotation, molecular function: phosphatidylinositol-4-phosphate phosphatase activity. Lineage: Eukaryota; Metazoa; Chordata; Hyperoartia; Petromyzontiformes; Petromyzontidae. The record is from RefSeq and is a predicted model, not a curated record.
UGGUCGAGCCUCGACACCGACGCCUCCCACUCCCCCACACACCCAAUCUCGACGGCGCGCGCACGAAGCCCGGAGGGCGAAUUCCAAAUGCGACUCCGUGCGCGCGAGCCGGGAAGGUGACGCUACAGCUAUGGCCGCCUACCAGUCCCUCAAGCUCCACACGACUCCGGACAAGUUCUACGUGGAGGCGUGCGACGAAGGCAGUCAUGAUGUGCUCGCCAUCGACAGGGUGUCCACAGAUAUCAGUCUCACGGUUCAGAAAGACAUUCCUCCGUCGGCGCUCACGCAGCACAUAUGCUGCAUCGUCGGGACCAUUCGCCUCGUGGCAGGCAUGUACUUGAUUGUGGUGACCAAGAAGGAGAAGCAGGGCGAGAUCUCGGGCCAGGCCAUAUGGAAGGCCGUGGAGUUUGACAUCCUCUCCUACCAGAAGACCAUCCUGCACCUGACGGAUCUGCAGGCUCAGGAUAACAAGACGCUGCUGAUGAUGCUGCGCGGCGUCCUGCACACGGAGAGCUUCUUCUUCUCCUGCACAUUCGACCUGACGCACAGCCUGCAGCGCCUGGCCAACACCAGCCCCGACUUCCACGAGAUGUCCCUCUGCGAGCGGGCCGACCAGCGGUUCGUGUGGAAUGGUCACCUGCUGCGGGAGUUGCUCACCGUCCCGGAGCUGCACCGCUUUGCCGUGCCGCUCAUUCACGGCUUCCUGUCCGUCAAGGCGUGCGUCGUCAACGGGAAGGUGUUCGACUGGAUCCUCAUCUCGCGCCGCAGCUGCUACCGCGCCGGCGUUCGCUACUACCUGAGAGGCAUCGACCAAGAGGGGCACGCGGCAAACUUUGUGGAGACGGAGCAGAUUGUGUUCUACGGCGGCAACAAGGCUUCCUUUGUGCAGACGCGCGGAUCUAUGCCUUUCUACUGGUCUCAGCGCCCAGAUCUCAAGUACAAACCUCGACCCCAGAUCAGCACCUCCCUCAACCACCUGGAUGGGUUCCAGAGGCACUUUGACAGCCAGAUGGUGAGCUACGGCAAACAGAUCGUGGUUAACCUGGUGGACCACAAGGGCUCGGAGAAGAGGCUGGAGGAGGCAUUUGCGGCGCUGACCAAGCGUCUGGGCAGCGAUUGGAUCCAGUAUGAGGCGUUUGACUUCCACAAGGAGUGCAGCCGCAUGCGCUGGGAGCGCCUCCACAUCCUCAUCGACCGCUUGGCGGAGAGACAGGACCACUUGGGGUACUUCCUGGUGGACAACGAGGGCAAGGUGGCGCAGCAGCAGGAGGGAGUGUUCCGCACCAACUGCAUCGACUGCCUUGACCGCACGAACGUGGUGCAGAGCAUGCUGGCACGGCGCUCGCUCCAGUCGCAGCUGCAGCGCGUGGGGAUCCUGCACGCCGGCCAGAGGGUGGAGGAGCAUGCCGAGUUUGAGAAGAUUUACAGAAACGUCUGGGCCGACAAUGCGGAUGCUUGCGCCAAGCAGUACGCUGGAACGGGCGCGCUCAAGACCGACUUUACGCGCACGGGCAAGCGCACCAAGCGCGGUCUGCUCAUGGACGGUUGGAACUCCAUGAUCCGCUACUACAAGAACAACUUCUCCGACGGGUUCCGGCAGGAUUCCAUUGACCUCUUCCUGGGCAACUACGUGGUGGAGGAGGCAGAGAGGGCCACGCCGCUGCUGCACGAACACAAGGACUGGAAGUUCAUGGCCCUGCCCAUUGUCAUGGUGGUCGCCUUCUCCAUGUGCAUCAUCUGCCUGCUGACCACCGGCGACACGUUCACGGAGACGCUGGCCUACCUGGCGUUCUGGGCGAGCGCCGGUGCCGUCACGGGUGCCGUCAUCCUCUACAACGGGCGCGAGUUUGUCGACGCGCCGCACCUGGCGCACAAGGAGAAGACGGACUGAACGUGCGCGUGCGGGAAGGGGCUCACGGCCGGGCCCGCGCCUCCCGAGCACUCGCCACCUCCCUUCUGGAAGCUCUACUGAUCCAAUUGGGGUGGGGGGGGGGGUAAUCGCCCACCGCCAUCCGCAAUGGGGACCGCCCGCCCGCCCGCCAGCCCGCUCGUUCCGCUCGUGAGAAGCUGGGUUCGUUCCCCCUUCUCGACCGAUCUUCGGCCAUUCCGUGACCGAUGUGGGACCGUUUCGGGACCGUUCCGGGAUCCAUUCUUUGAUCAUUCCGGGACCGUUCUGUGACCGUUCCGGAAUCGUUCCGUGAUAGUUUUGUGACCAUUCCGGGCCGUUCUGGAAUCGUUCCGUGACCAUUCUGGGACCGUUCCCGCGAUCAUUCCUGAACUGUUUCCGCGAUCAUUCCUGAACUGUUCCCGAACCGUUCCGUGACCAUUCCGGGGCCGUUCCGCGACUGUUCCGUGACCGACCUGGAACUGGCGCGCCGUGAGGGGGGGGUGGGCGGCGGGAAGACAGGUGGCGCUAUUUCCCACACGCAGCGACGGGGAUGCCGGGCGGCCCGGCCUUUGAUCGGGGAGCGAGAGGGCGGCACCGUUCCCGUGUACCCGCCGUCAAAAUUACUCCGCGGGCCGGUUUCUAGAAGUGGUCACGGGCUUUGCCGUGCAGCGGCGAGCUCAGCGGCUUGCUUGACGGAGCGAGGUUGUGGUGGUUGUGGUUGAUCUCGGUGCCAGCGACUAUUCGACUCUUGUUUUGCGACCCCACCCCCUCCGCGGAGUAAUUUGGAACGCGGCGUAACAUGGCCCUUGUGCUUCUGGAAAUAUUUGGUUAAUUCGUUCGGUUGAACGUCGGCCGGUGCCGGCACUUUGCCACGGUGCCAGCGCCGACGUCAACGCGGGUGGUGGUGGUGGUGGUGGUGGUGGGUGAGGGUGCAUGCUGGCGGGUGCUGGGUGAGGAGGCGGACGAGGCAUUUUGGAGCAAGACCUUGGGGCUGCUUGAUUUUUUUUCUUUCACUUAUUUUCCCCUUUUAUCUCUUGGAGGUGUCGGCUGUCGGGAGAGACCCCCGCGCCCAUCGGCGGAGGAACUCCGCGACACCUGCGGCCUCUUGACCGGGAGAGAAACGCCGCUCGCAAUCCCCCCGGGGGGGGGGUGGGGAGGUCGUGGUACCGAUUCCACCGCGGGGGGUUUGCGAGCGUGGCAGGGGAUCGAGGGAGCCCGGGGGUGUGCGCCUUCCCGCACGGAGCCUACGCGUCGACUCGUCGCGUCGUGUCGCGUCCGUGUUUGUUCUUCGCAGUGUUCGCUCGGUGUUCGUUUCGCGUGAGAAAAUAUUGGUCCAAAUCGCACGCGUAUCGCGUGUGUGUGCGUGUGCGUGCGCGGCUGAUUGUGGCGUGUUGCGUGGGGAUCGGUGGCGCAGCAGUUAGCGCCGCUGCGCUACGGACCCGACGGCCCGAGUUCGAUUCCCGCCCACGGCCAACAGCGGUGACGAAAAUCGGAUCCAGUUCCUGGGUCUUCCCUCGUUCGACUCGGCUGUCAAUGGGUCCCUGGUGCGAUGUGCAAACAUCGCCGCUCUCAGGAGACAAAAUCUGCCGGGCCUGGUGCUGGCCACCCACCCCAUCGUGUGCCGUGGCCGGCCUUCAGAGAUGCUCGUUAACAGCACUUGCUCAAACGGUCUGCUAAGGCUAUACGGGGGGGGGGGGGGGGGAAGGGGAUCUUUGUCUUUGUGUGCUGUAAUUGGGAGGCGAAAGGUGCCGUGUCACAGACUGGGCCGCUGGGGUCCGGGAAUUUGGCCGGCAAGCCGGAACCCGGAGCUUGAGAUCUUCACCUCCUGCGCAAAAGCAAAAAAAACUCUUUAAAUCUGAAUGUCACUCAUCGCGCUGCUGCUGCUGCCGCUGUUGCUGCUGCCGCUGCUGCUCUUCGCCGCCGCGGCACCCUGCUGUCCAUUUUAAGUUGUGCCCCGAGAACGACGUGGCUCAAUGCCAGAGGCGGCUUGCCGGGCCAACACGGCCGCCAGCGCUGAGCCCGGUGCAAAGCGUGGGCUGCCAGUUUCGCCGGGCGCCGAGGAGCGUCGUUGCGCACGCGACCCCGGCGAAUGGCGUCGCCUGUGUUCCGCCGGCGGUGGUGUUGUUGUUUCUUUUUUAAAGGAAGACGGCGUCAAAAUAAAAGUGCAACUCGAGCACCA